This is a messenger RNA of Gracilinanus agilis (Agile Gracile Mouse Opossum), 979 nucleotides long. RefSeq names its product mitochondrial ribosomal protein S2 (gene MRPS2). The transcript is spliced from 4 exons. The record is from RefSeq and is a predicted model, not a curated record. The coding region runs from base 21 to 893 and encodes 290 amino acids. Lineage: Eukaryota; Metazoa; Chordata; Mammalia; Didelphimorphia; Didelphidae. Gene Ontology annotation, molecular function: structural constituent of ribosome. Gene Ontology annotation, biological process: translation. Gene Ontology annotation, cellular component: mitochondrial small ribosomal subunit; ribosome.
UGCUGGGCCCGUCCCCCAACAUGGCUCUGGCUCCAACCCUGCUGCCGCUCCUCCGGGCGGGCACCCUAUCCAGGUUGCACUGGCUGGAUUUUCUGGGAAAGGCCUCCCCAUGGGCUUCACAGCACAGCCUGCGGAUGUAUGGAAGUGUUCCUGUUCCAGGGAUCUUUCAGCAAGAAGAUGACGAUAUCCAAGACAAGAUUUUGUCUGAACCCCUCAAACACUCUGAUUUCUUUAAUAUAAAGGAACUGUUUUCCCUCAAAACCCUUUUUGAUGCAAGAGUACACUUGGGACACAAAAAAGGUUGCCGUCACAGGUUUAUGGAACCAUAUAUCUUUGGGACCCGCCUAGAACAGGACAUCAUUGACUUAGACCAAACGGUCAAGCAUCUCCAGCUGGCUCUGAACUUCACCGCCCAUGUGGCCUAUCGGAAAGGAAUUAUUUUGUUUGUGAGCCGAAACCGUCAGUUUACCCACUUAAUAGAAAAACUGGCCGUGGACUGUGAAGAGUAUGCCCACACCCGAUAUUUUAAAGGGGGCCUGCUAACCAAUGCCCCUGUCCAGUUUGGCCCUGGAGUCCGUCUGCCAGAUCUAAUGAUCUUCUUCCAUACCCUCAACAAUGUCUUUGAGACACAUGUGGCUGUGAGAGAUGCUGCUAAGAUGAACAUCCCUACUGUGGGCAUUGUGGACACAAACUGCAACCCAUGCCUUAUUUCCUACCCCAUUCCCGGAAAUGACGAUUCCCCUGACUCCAUCAAGCUCUUCUGCCAUCUCUUUGGAAUGGCCAUCAAGCGAGCUAAGGCAAAAAGGAAGCAAAUGGAAUUCCUCUACAGCCUGCAAAGCAAACAGACAAGACAGGAGAUACCUCCCAGUAGCCCCCAAGCCCAGCUCAGUUAGGAUGUAGACUAUGAUGGACUGAGGAAGCCAAGUCUUGUAAAGGUUUAGCUGACUUCUAUCAAAAUAAAAACUAGACUUGAACACUC